UUUAUCCAUGUGUCUUUUUGAGCAUUUUAUCAUAUUGUGUUUUUUUUUUAUUUUUAAGUUAAUGAGAGGCAUAACCCUCCUCUCUGUUCUGGGUAAAGUGUUCAGUAAUGUACUGCUAUGAUGGCUUCAACUUCCAAAGAAAAGGCUCAGAGAAGAGCAGUCAGGCUUCCAAAAAGGCAGAUCAUGCACUCAAAAGAUUUUCAUACUGUGAAUCAUCAUUGAGCAAAGCCUGGAAUACUAAAAAAGGCUGGUGCUAUGUUCUGUAGAUUUUUUAAAAAGUAUACUUUGAUAGCAUCCAUCUUGAAUCACUCUGGAAAAUAGCAAGACAAUAUUGCAUCACACAAAAUUUUGUCCAUAGUCUUCGACAUCUCUAUAGCAAAUCAAGCUAUUGUUUUAGAACACAUGAUGGAAAAAACGAUUCCUUGAUAUCGAGAUGCGUAUCUUAUCCAUAUUUCUCUUUCUACUAGCCAUCGACUUUGUCAAAAGAAAAAUAAACCAGGCUGCAUCCAGUACCUCUUGGCAUGAACCAAACUGUCAGAUGAACCUGGACUUUGUGAACUAGAGAAUGCAAUUCAAUGAUGACAGAGAGCCUCGAUAACGGUGCACUCAUCUAUGGAUAAAACUUGAUAAAACCAAAGUUAUGUGUAUUGGCUACAGGUGAACAAGUGCCCUCAUCAACAUUGGGCAUAUCUUGAACAACUAGAGCAAUUCACCUAUUUAGGCAGUGUAGGAUAGGAUGCAUAGGAUGUUGCAACUCAUACAGGGAAUUAUAGGGGGCAUUCAAUAAUUUAUGCCUAUCUAGACAAACAAAUCAGCCUGGAGACCAAGAUCCACAUCCUCAUCCUAAUGGUCACCCAUGGUCAUGAGCCAUGGGAGUCACACAUUAAGGUUAAAAAGAGACUAAACAUGUUUCAGCACUGAUGGCUGAGAAGGAUCCUAGGAAUGACAUACCAAGAUCAUAAAGAAGUCCUCUCCUGCAUUGGCACUUGUCCCUUUGUGAAAUGGGGACCAACCAGUGUAUAAUAUUCAUGGGACAAGAUAAAACAUGUUUUCCAAGUCAUGUUAGCUGAAAAGAGGAAAGUGAAAACAAGGAAGUCCAUGUAUAGUAUGGCAUCACAUCUUCUAAGAAGACCUAAAAAUUGUAAUGAGUAUCCUCAUGGCACAGCUGUCUUAUCCGAGAGGCAAACAAAAGCACGAGGCGCUAAAGAUCAUACAUGGGAUGCUUCCAACACUGGGAAUAUAUAUGUCUCAUUCAUUUUACACCUGCCAGCAACAUAUAAAACACAUGAAGGUAGAUUUGAUCUUGAAGUUGCGGCUUGUUUAGCUGUACUAGAGACUGUAAAGAAAUAUGGUGUUACUCAAGCUGUUUCAAAGUGGCCAAAUGACAUUUGGGUUAAAGGUCACAAGUUAGCUGGUUUCUUGGCAGAAGAUGGUAGAUACGACAUACCAGGUAGCCACAAUAGCCUUCUUAUUCUCGGUAUGGGAAUAAAUGUAAAUGCUGAUGUUAGACGCAGUGCUGAGUUGAACAGUAUUGCAACUAGUUUACUCUGUGAGAAAGAUGGUCAAGCAGUAAGCAGAGAACAGUUUUUUGCUGAUGUUUGCUUAAUCUUGGAGAAGAGGUUGUCCUGCCCAAGAGAAGAUUUGUUGUCAAAUUUUAAAGCUGUGAAUCUGUUUCGCGAACAUAGCAAAAUUGUUGUGUCAUGUUUAUCUGGGGGUGCAGCAAUAGAUGCAGACUUUAUUGAAAUCUGCAAUAACUGGGACAUCAUGUUUUUAGAUAAUAGCACGGGAAAAACAAUGACUGGCAAUUCACAAAAUUUUUCAGUUAGGCCCAAAGUUUUGAAGAAAAUUCUUGUUGUAACUUCUGGACCACAUAAUAUGUCAGCUAGUCAUCUUUCCAGGUGGUUUAUGUCCAUACUUGACACAUCUAAGUUUGUGGUGUGUUUAGUGCCAGAAAGUGCAAUUACAACAUCAGAUGCAUGGAUGAAGAGUUGUUCUUUGCUAGUCAUUGCUGAACAGACUCAUGAACCUGAGUUGCUUGGGGAGAAUAUUAGUAUAUACCUUAAGUCUGGUGGUUCUGUAUUAUCCAAUGGAUUUGCUUCUUUAUUUUUGGCUAAACAUUUGGGUGUACACAUGAAAGAAAUUCAACUAGAUUCUUUUAUCUCAGAAACAAACCUUAGUCUUGUUCGUCUACAUAUUGAGACAAAUCUUGAAUCCAAUGAGAAGCAAACACCACAAAAUGGUGUUAAUAAUCUCAGCAGUGAUUGUAUGUUGGAUAAUAACUCAACAGCUUUGGCCUUGUCUUCCAAGCCCAUCCUCUUCCCUACAUGUUGCACAUGCUUCCAGUUUUAUGAAGAUGAAAAAGCCCUUCUGUAUGAAAGUGGCCAGACAGUGGGCCUCGAGAUCAGUGUGGACACUAUAAAUUCAUUAUGCAUAAACAAUGGUGAUGGUGAUCAUUCACAGGACUGCCAUAAAUCUGGAUCCCCAACUUCCAUCCAGCUGAAAGCUUUUUACUUGAACAGUGAUAAAUUGUGCAAAUCUGUUGCCCUGUUCAUUCAGAACUCCGGUCAUGGGGGGAAGGUUGGCUUCCUUGGCUUUGAUGCAGGUGUGGAUGAUCCAUCUUCUGUUAGUGACACGCCUGAGUUUUCUGAUGCACAUUCUGACAGAUUUAGAAGAGAUAAAUUAAUGAUGCAUGUGUUAGAUGUUUUAUUGGGGUGACUUCAUAAGUGAUAGUAAAAACUAUUCUCUCUAUUAUUUGCAAUACCAGUACAUACCUCUGAGAGUUGUUUCAAAAGAUGCUUUAGUUUUCCUAAUACCAGAUAGUCUAACUGUGCAUUUCAUUUAAGCUUACAUACACUUUAAAUAAGGAAGGGAAUGAAAAAAGAAUUACGUUUCAGCUGAACUGUUUAUUCUUAACAAUUUUUUAUAUUAUUUCUUAUUAUCUCAUCCAUUAAGUAAAGGCUAUCAAUACAAAACUAUAUUUGCUCAGAUAUAAUUGAUAUUUUCAUCCAUUAUUUGCUCAGAUGUAAUUCAUAUUUCUAUUCAUUGUAUACCAUUUAGUAAAGUAAAUCUAUUUAAAUAGAAUUUUUUUUUUUUUGAGAGAGGUAGAAAACUGUUUUUAGCAACUACUUUUUAUUUUCAUAUAUUCUACCAAGUAUUGGGAUUACUUGUAAUUGAGAUUAAAAUGCUUGAGCAAUCAAUGCUUUCAUGUUGAAAUCUAAAUGCUGCAUUAUAUACAAAUCCAUGUUAUAACUGUGUCUAAUAUGUAAUUGUUAUUAUGGCCAGAUAUUUCUUGUAUAGUAUUUUAAGGAGAGAAACAAACACCUCCCUAGUCAUGUGUUGAUUUUUUGGGGGGUGUAUUGUGAAGAAAUGUAAGCCUAUAUUUUACCUCCUAUGUACUUAGAUAGUUUGUACAUUUUUGGGGAAAAGAGUCUUUCUUUUAAGUUUGACCUGUUAUCUCUUUUUUGUGUGUUUUCUUUAACCACUUUUUUUUUUUUAUGUGGAACUGGUAUUCAAAAGUGUGUUUGAAUUGUACAGUUUAAAAAAAUCCAAUCUUUUGUAAUCAAAUAUUUCAACUAUAAUGUCUUUUUUUUAAUCUUGAUCUAUUACCAACAUAGAUAUUCAAUUAUCUUGAUGUUAUGAGAUUUAACUUUUAAGGGCAUUUUAUGUUCAUAUUAUACUGAUGCUUACCCCACUUAUUGAAGUGUCCCAGAAUCCAUCAUAUGCAGUCAUACCAAUGAUUUUAAUACAUGUGUCAACAAGAUUUAGGCAACUUUAUGAUAUAAAUACCUCAUUUGACCUUGUCACAACAUAGUUUUUUUUUUUUUAAGUAGCAAAGUGUUCAAAGAAAUGUUCUAUAUUUAUUUUUUGUUACCAUUUAUCAUAUUGGAUAUCUUAUUUAUAAUUAUGUUUCACAUACUGAAGAUGUGUGGGAAAACUCAUGGCCUGUACUCUGUGUGGUGAAGGUUUCAUUUUCAGUUGUGUAGUGGGAGUGGGGUGGCCUUAAAUUGUAAAGUCUUUAAUUCCAAUGAAUAGUUGUUAAGCAUUGUCGUUUAAAUGAAACCAUAUGUGUUUAUUUUUACUCCAAUGUGAUGACUUGUGCUAUUCCAUUCAACUCAAUAGAAUGCCUGUUUUUCUGGUGAAGACAGUAAUAGUGGUUGUUGUACUGUGGUUGUUGUACUAGCUUUAGUAAGCAGUCAUUUAUGAAAUUUUGUGAGCAUUAUUUGCAUGCAUGAUAGUGGGAAAGGGGAAAGUGCCCAUGUUAUCUGUCACUCUUGUUAUAGCUAUCCGUCAUGUCAGAGGGAUAAAUAACGAGGUGUUUUGUAGGCUAUUCCUAAUGUGCGACACUUUCUUGGUCAACUUAAGGAUCUCCAGGUGAUGUUUUAUUCCCUUCUCUUUUUUUUUUAAAUUGGCUUAGUCAGUAUUAAAUUACAGUAUGAAUUAAGUGGUUGUUGGUAUCACCUCAUAAUUUAGAACCAUAUAUACAUUUAUUUCUUUUAACAUUAGCAUAAGGUUUUACAAAACAAUUGAUGAAAAUGUGCUAGCUUUGUAUUUACAUAUAAAUUAUUUUUUUGAGCUCCAGAUUUACAACUGUUAUAGCAUUGUAUUAUAUUUUCAAAUAAUAUGUAUAUAUGUGAAAUGGAAAGAUACUAUUAUAAAGCAACAUUUAUUUUGCAGCUAGAGUAUAUCUUAAUGGUAAGUUCAACAGCUGCUUUGUACAUUGUAAGAUUUGUCUCAAUGAAAAUGUUGGUCUUCUAAGGUUUGGUGCAUUUGUGGGAUACUUUUUUCUGAUUCUAAAAAUUCAGAAUUUAGAUAAAUCAGAUUGUUCUCUUUUUUUUAAAUUAAAAGUCAUUCCAACUAAAUUAAUUUUUUUUUUGUCAUUUUUUAAUUUUCUCUUUCUUUCAUCUAAUAAAUAUAUAAUAAUAAUA
Biomphalaria glabrata is the source of this 4925-nucleotide messenger RNA. RefSeq lists its product as uncharacterized. Gene Ontology annotation, molecular function: biotin--[biotin carboxyl-carrier protein] ligase activity. The transcript has 8 exons. NCBI's taxonomy places the organism in Eukaryota, Metazoa, Mollusca, Gastropoda, Planorbidae. Gene Ontology annotation, cellular component: cytoplasm. The coding region runs from base 1060 to 2715 and encodes 551 amino acids. Gene Ontology annotation, biological process: protein modification process. The record is from RefSeq and is a predicted model, not a curated record.